AAAGCACUGACACUAGGAGAUUCAGUCCAUUCAAAUUAAAGCUGUUCAACCUUUUCUUUAUCAGAGCGCAGAACACGAUGGCUGCAGACAUUAAGAUGCUGUUUUGUGUUGGACUUGCUGUUGUGCUGACAGGCGUGGGACAGUCGGGCUUGAUUGGGAAGAGCCACGGCAAAGGGAAGGACGACCCUGUGCUGCAGUAUGUAGUGAACAACUCAGUGAGGGAGCACCCGGUCCUCACCAAACUCAGACUGAGGACCCUUGAAGACCCAUGGAAUAUUAUGAUGGUCCCCAGUGAACAAGCCCAGUUUAUGGCAAUUCUCAUCAAACUGAUUAACGCAACUAAAGCCAUUGAAAUCGGGAUGUACACAGGAUACAACGCACUGAGCAUGGCUUUGGCCAUGCCGGAGAACGGACACGUGAUCGCCUGUGAAAUAGAAGACACCUAUGUAAAGAUUGCUGAACCAUUUUUUAAAGAGGCUGAAGUUGACCAUAAGAUAGAUGUACGACAUGACAUCGCCUUGAAGACACUCAAUGAACUGAUAGCAGCCGGGGAAGCGGGAACAUAUGACUUUGUGUUCAUCGAUGCUGAUAAAUUCAACUACGACAGAUACUAUGAGAAAUCCCUCGAGCUCAUACGAAAGGGGGGCAUCAUUGCAAUUGACAAUGUGCUGUGGAGCGGGAAGGUGGUGAAUCCUGAUCCCAGUGACCUCACCUCCCAGGGACUGGAUGCUCUCAACAAGAAGCUGCACCUGGACCAGAGGAUUGAUCUGAGCAUGAUCGCUAUGGGCGAUGGACUGACCAUUGCCAUUAAACGCUAAAUUCACUAUAGUUAAAAAAUGAAAUGUCUUCUUAAUGAUCCAUUGUUUUUUAUAUUAAAUACAAGAGGAAAACGUA
Molecule: messenger RNA, 894 nt
Organism: Paralichthys olivaceus (Japanese flounder)
Lineage: Eukaryota; Metazoa; Chordata; Actinopteri; Pleuronectiformes; Paralichthyidae
Product: catechol O-methyltransferase domain-containing protein 1-like
Molecular function (GO): S-adenosylmethionine-dependent methyltransferase activity; O-methyltransferase activity
Source: RefSeq, a predicted model, not a curated record